This is a messenger RNA of Alosa alosa (allis shad), 2066 nucleotides long. Its product is annotated as phosphatidylinositol 3-kinase regulatory subunit beta-like. The transcript has 13 exons. Gene Ontology annotation, biological process: signal transduction; phosphatidylinositol phosphate biosynthetic process. Gene Ontology annotation, cellular component: phosphatidylinositol 3-kinase complex. The record is from RefSeq and is a predicted model, not a curated record. Lineage: Eukaryota; Metazoa; Chordata; Actinopteri; Clupeiformes; Clupeidae. Gene Ontology annotation, molecular function: protein binding; 1-phosphatidylinositol-3-kinase regulator activity. The coding region runs from base 141 to 1997 and encodes 618 amino acids.
CACACACACAGUCUAGUCUCUCUCACACACACACACCAUACCAGGAACAUGGCCCCUCUCCCUGCUAGCUGAUAGGAGACUCCCAGAGCGCUCUCCAGCACUGCUGCUGCUCCUGCUGCUGUUCCACCCACGGCCUGCAGAUGGCAGCAGGGGACGGCUUCCAGUUCCGCGCGCUCUUCGCGUGGGGGCGUGAGCGGCCUGGGGACCUGGCGCUGGCCCCGGGGGACCUGCUGACGGUGGGGCCAGGGCUAAGCCACGAUGAGGGCUACAGGCAGGGGUCAGAGGUCGCCCCUGCGGGCCUGGGUUGGCUCCUGGGGGUCAACGAGCGCACAGGCGACAGGGGCAACUUCCCUGGCACCUAUGUGGAGUACGUAGGCAGGGUCAAGACCGAUAUGCCCACUCAGAUGCCGCGUCUACAGAGGCCACUGCCCCCAACACCACCAACACACACCAAGCGAGGAGAGACAGGGUUGGACUCUGAGAUGCUCUACCGGACACACACCCUCAGAAAUGCAGCUGACCAGAGUGAGAGCCUGAGUGCCGAAACAGAUCUGAACCACAGCAACAUCCAAACCCUCUCACUCCGCCUGAUUGGCUACCUGCAGGACCUCCCAUCUCCCAUCAUGCCUUUCUCCGUCUUCCCACAGCUGAAGGCCACACUGGCAGAGGGAACAGGAGCUUCGGUGGGAGUGACGUCGGAUCUGAUGAAUGUUCUGGAGUCGUGUGGUGUUCCGUUACAGAACCUUCAGACCCUGCAGUACCUGCUGCAGCACCUGGAGCGUGUGUGUCAACACUCCCAACACAACGGCUUGGACACACACACACUCGGCCGCAUCUUUGGGCCUCUGCUGCUGCCUGUCCCUCCAUCAGGGCUGGAGGAGGAUGAGCAGGUUCCUGCUCAGGGGCUGGAGAGACUUCUGCAAGAGAGAAACUGGAGCUGGAACGAGGAGCACACACCUCCAGCUUUGCCACCCAAACCCUCCAAACCUGCCCGGAUGCCCUCCGUAACCGAUAGCGACAGCAAGCCAGCCGACACCGAGUGGUACUGGGGAGACAUUUCCAGGGAGGAGGUGAAUGAAAAGAUGCGGGAUAUGCCAGAUGGAACCUUCCUAGUGCGAGAUGCCUCCAGUAAAGUACAGGGGGAGUACACACUCACACUCAGGAAGGGAGGCAGCAACCGCCUGAUAAAGAUCUUCCAGAGGGGGGGUCGCUAUGGUUUCUCCGAACCCCUGACCUUCUCCUCAGUGGUGGAGCUGAUCCAGCACUACCACCACGAGUCCCUCGCCCAGUACAACAGCAAACUGGACACUCGACUACUCUACCCAGUCUCCAAACACCAGCAGGAGCUGCAGAUGAAGCGAACAGCCAUCGAGGCGUUCAACGAGACCAUCAGGAUCUUCGAGGAGCAGUUUGAGACGCAGGAACGCUAUGGGGGAGAGUACAUGGACAAGUUCAGCAAAGAGGGCAACGACCAGGAGGUGCAGAGGAUCCAGAGUAACUCUGAGAAGCUUCAUUUGCGUGUUACGGAGAUCCACGACAGCAAGCAGAGGCUGGAGCAGGACCUACAGCAGCAGGCAGCAGAGAACCGUGAGACUGACCGCAGGAUGAACAGCCUCAAGCCUGACCUCUUGCAGCUCCGCAAGAUACGAGACCAGUACCUGCUUUGGCUCACACAAAAAGGCACCAAGCAGAAGAAAAUCAACGAGUGGUUGGGCAUCAGGAACGACACAGAAGAUGUGUGCGCGCUGGUGUGUGAGGAAGAGGAUGCAGCCGCGCCCCACCUGGCGUCCCACCUGGACGAGCGGAGCUGGUACCUAGGUGACCUGAAGCGGACGCAGGCUGAGGAACUGCUGAGGGGACGCGCCAACGGAACCUUCCUGAUCAGAGACAGCCAGACCCAGAGGGGAUCCUACGCCUGCUCAGUAGUGAGUGGGAGAUUACUUUUAAGGAGAGGACUGAAGAACUUGUGGAAGAUUAUGGAGACAGCUGGCGGAUAAAGUUUGACGACAACAUCGAGCCAGACAACCCAGCCCAUGACUGGUUUCAGUAUAUCCGGGGAGCUUUUG